AUGACCGAUUUGGAGAAGAAGUCUGCGACGAAUCCGCAGGGGAUGGAGGCACAGUUUGCGGCCGUUCUUGCGGAUGCCACGAAGCUGUUCAACGAUUCAUCUGACAAGGGUCCGACGCUCAGUGAAUUUCUAACGCCGCCGAUGAAGUCUGUAUCCGAUUUAAAACUUCAGUUGACUAUUCAAAAUGAUCGGUUUAACCACUUUCGAGAAAAGCGUCAGAAGAUUUUCGACGCUGUUGGAGCUGCUCUGCGGCCGAUAGAGCUGAUAGGAGAUAUCGUGGCCGAGGGAGCUUCGGAAGUUUUCCCGCCAGCACAGGGCAUCUUUGCCGCAGUGAUGUACCUGAUAAAUGCUGCGCAUGAUGUUUCUGCAAUGUAUGAUUCGAUAUUGGAGCUCUUUGAGCAACUUAAAGAUUUCACCUCGAGGCUGGACGUGUACUUGAAUCACACGCUGAGUCCCGCGAUGCGCGAGAAACUAGUCACUAUUCUGGCAACAUUGUUUGAAGUCCUCGUUAUUGCUACUAAAGCUGCGCAUCAUGGAAGGUUGAAGGCGUAUUUCAAAAAGCUAAUAGGGAUCGAGAGCCCUGUCCAAGCGGCACUUCAGAAGCUCAACAGCUUAACGCUGGGAGAGGAGCGGCAAGCUAUUGCAGAGACGCAUGGGGGUGUUGCUGAGCUCAAUAUCAAAUCAGACAGAGUAGAGGAUAUGAUUGCACAGAUGAGCCAGAAUAUUCUGGACUUGCGGCUGGGGCAGCAGCGAAACGGGGGCCUUCUCUACAGAGAAAAGCUGCGGGAAAUUCUAGAGCCCACUCCUUUUGCAGAAGAUUCCUACGCGGCAUUCACCAAGCAUAGAGUUCAAGGAACAGGAGACUGGCUAUUGAAAGACGAGGGCAUGAAAUCUUGGCUUCAAGGAGAAUCUCAGCAUCUGUGGAUAUCUGGCAAUCCCGGUACUGGAAAGUCUUUCUUAACAUCGCGAGUUAUCACUUGGGGCCUUGAAAAGCUUCCACAUUUGGGUUACUUCUUCUUUUCUGGAAACGAUCCGGAGACGCGAUCUGUGCUGCAGGCGCUGCGCGAUGUCGCUUAUCAGCUUAGUGAAAACGAUGCCAUAUAUGCUGAGAAGUUAACAAGGCAGCUUCAUAGCAGCGACGAAAUUAGAACCAUCCCCAGUGCAUUUAGGAGGCUGUUUGUGCAACCAUUACUGGAAGAUAGCCGGGAUACAACUGUAUACAUAUUCUUCGACGGUAUAGACGAAGCAGAGCAGAGUGACAUUGAACAACUUUUGUCUCUUCUUGCACCUGGAGAUGAAUCCGAGUCGGAAUCACGACCCAGGCUACAGUUUGCUUUCACUGGAAGGAGUUAUUUAGCUGAAAUGGUAUCCGCUGCAUUGGAUCCAAAUUCAGCCGGCCAAGUGUUCACAACCAUUUAUGUGACACCAGAGUGUAUUGCGGACGACGUGAGCGCCUUCAUUACCGACGGCGUGCGACACUCAAGAAUACUUAGCCGGUCUCCAGAAGAGUUCAAGCACGAGGUUAUCGAAUCCAUGAAGAAGCAAGUUGACGGCCUCUUUAUCUUGGCCAAAUUUAUGUUGAAUGAGAUCAACCAGAAGCGGCAUCCAAGUUCAAUUCUUAAAAGCCUGAAGUCUUUUCCGAAAGAAAUUAACGGAAUGCUCAACGAAACGCUUGCCAACCUCUCUGUCACCAUUUCAGAGGAAGAUGCUCGUGACCUCACCGAGAUGCUGCGGUGGGUUUCUUGUGCCGAAGAAUCACUCACGCUCGAGCAACUGGAAGCCGCACUCAUUAUGAAAUUUGGAGAUCCUCCGUUGCGGCUUGAAGAAUCACUGCGAGGCCAAUACGCGUGCUUCUUUGCGCUUGAACGUGAAGACGGCUUAACCACAGAUGACCUGGUCAAAGAUUUUGCUAGAACGCAGCGAGAGGCGCAUCCGGAAGGAAGCCAUAGUCCAAGUCCAAGUCCGCGUCUUCGCGCCCUUAGUGGUUUUGAUACAAGCAGUCCCAGGCGCGGAAUCAGUCCCGUGGGCCGAGAUAUCCUGGGCACCAGUCCGCCCACGGUCGAAAUGCCUAGUCCACGGCAUUUUAGCCCGGCACGGAGCCCUGGAAUCUUUGAUACCUCUAACGAGAUUGAAUUUCGGUCAAACCCUUCGACGACAUAUGUAACUUUCUGCCACGCCUCAGUACGGCAGUUCUUUCGUGAGGGUAACGCAAACAUUACCCAUGCGACGAAAGGAGGCGUUGCGAUCGGCUUUGAUCUAAGGACGGCACGCAUCGCAAUUUUGAAGUCUUGUCUACGAAUCUUCAAUGACAAAGCAUGGUUUGACAAGCUGGAGUUGGAUCACGGGAAAGAAGCUAUAAAACAAUAUGCCGCUUGGUACUGGCAAGAACAUUUGGCGGCUCUUGACCCGGCGACUGUUCCAUCGGAAGACAAGAAAGAGAUAGGCAUGCGCAUAUUCAACAUGCUGACGGUGGAGAAUGUCAUCUACGACUGGAGCAUCAUGUAUGAGAAGAAUGAUGAAGGUUUGGAAGUACUCACCGACUCUAACAUCCAAGCCCUCCAUAAAUGGCUCAAUGAUAAUGACACUUUCGUUGGUCUUUCAGCCGAAGCGAAAGAUUUUGUCAAAAAUCAAGCUAAAGAGGAUCUCGGAAUUUGCCAGGCAAUUGGUCGAUUCUAUGCGAAGCAGUGGCUAUCUAAAGAUUGCAUCAGCUAUGUCCCAACACUAUUCUGUUUCAACAUUGUCCAGAAUGUGGCUUUUAUGAGCGAUGGACAUCCUUGGUCUCAAGCGCAGACUCGUUGGUCCGAGAUGCCAGUCAAGGAUAGAGUGCGAAGAGCCAUUAAGUGGGCAAACUAUCCUCCAACAGCACACUCGCAUCGACGCCUAGGAAGCACGUAUCUGAUGCUGGAGCUAUUCAGCGACGCCUUGAUGCACUACAACAAAGCGCUUGAGCUAGAUCCCAAUAACGUCGGGACUGCGGGUCGCAUUGCCUACUGCUUAUCCAAAUAUGGCCAUUACAGCGAAGCUUUGGACCGGGCUCUCAAGUGUGCCGAGAUUGAAGAAAAGAGUAUUCUCGAUGGAGCUCUGCAGGGUUAUGAUUUGACAAGUUGCCAUUGGCGUCUCUACAAAGACUAUCUGCUCGUUGCACGGUGCUCAUAUCUGACGGGGAAGAUGGAGCCUGCGCUCAAGUAUUUUCGUAAAGCAAUUGACGGUGCACCAAACGCAAAUCUAAAACCCUUUGAGCGUUUUGAAGCCGAAGUCGAAUAUUUAGAAAUGCUGGCGAAUGCAAAUUUGCAUUCUGAGAUGAUGAGUCUGCUUCAAGAGAUGGCAAAGAAAGUCGAUGGCAAAGGCAAAGAGCCAAGCUGCCUGAUAGACCUACUUCUCGGCAAUUGCGACAAGCUGCUUGUCAUGGAUUGGAUCCCUAAGGCAGCUUGUAAGACAGGUAAAGUGGAAUUCAUGUUGAACCAGUUUGACAUAGCCAUUGAGACUGCCCGUGGCAGCAAUCAAAUGGGCGUGCUCUAUCUGCGUCUGGCAUAUGGAACCACUCUGGCUUAUAACCGUGACCUAGAUGGUUCAAUCGAGAUAUUUGAGCGGAUUUCCUUGGUUGAGUACAGGCCAAGAGGUAAUGUUCCAACACGUCAUGGGCAUGCGACAUCGUUCCAGAAGCUGUCUGCUCUGUACAAACAAAAGAUUCUCCAAACCGAGCUCAAAUCGCCCGAAGCCAUGGAGUGGAUACAGAAAUUAGAGCAAAUCCAAGAGAAGCAGAGCAACAAUCAAAAUUUCGAUGUGCCUGCGGACAAAUAUGGCUCAGAUGUCAAUAUAGCAUCUGUUUAUCUGGCGUUGUUUUAUCGUCUUCUAAAGGACGAACCGAAAGCAAGGCAGCUCCUGGGUAAUUUGGUCAUCAACAGCCUCGACCUUUUACUAGACGAUGAGCCAAGAAAUGACCAAUACGCUGUUGAAAACUUGUUACAGGCAUUCAUCGCAGCCAACGAUACUGAAGAUGCGCAGGCGCUGGCUCGGUCCAUGAGAAAGGUCAACCGCGCGGUUGCAAUGGCGACUCCUCUGGCUUCUCCAACGCUCACGCGAAUCGAACCAAAGCUUCCCAACAUCCAGUCUCUUGAUAAGUGGUGCGCACAAUGUUUGAACAACAUCCCUACGACUGAGAAUAUGUACCUGUGUCGACUUUGCGUGGAUGCCUAUUGCGAAAAGUGUUUGAAUGGAAUCAUCAAGCAGCCCGGGAACAAGACUCGCGAUCGCAGACCGGAUGUUGUUUGCCGUAGUGACCACGACUGGUUUACAAUACAGCCGUUGAACCAGUUUUUGCAUACAGGAGAGAUCCUCUGGGGCGAUGGCAUGGUGAAGAAUUUUAGAGAGUGGGAGAACGCAUUAAGAGCGAGAUGGCAUGAUGUUGUCUUAAGCAGCGGAACUAUGCGUUCUGUAGCAUGUUAG
Molecule: messenger RNA, 4446 nt
Organism: Trichoderma asperellum CBS 433.97
Lineage: Eukaryota; Fungi; Ascomycota; Sordariomycetes; Hypocreales; Hypocreaceae
Molecular function (GO): protein binding
Source: RefSeq, a predicted model, not a curated record